AUGUCUUCGCAACAUUACCUUGCUGAUGAAGAUCUAUUCACAUCGCUUUCAGAGACCCGGCGGCGAAUCAAGCAAGAAGAUAGCCUGACUUUGCAGCAAAAGGCUAGCAUGAGCUUUGACCACUGCGGUGUGGUUGAGCCGCGCUCUACGCGGCGUAAGGACUGCGCGUCGUUCCUACAAAGCCCAGCUCUUCGUGAAUACUGCCAGGAGAGAAAAUGCAUGACACUCUCUCAGAUCCAUAAAAGCUUCGUGAAUAUGGACCGUUUUCGAGCCGUUCUCACUAAACAACGUGCCUUUCGAUACCCCAAGGGUAGAGAUAUUGCAGGUAUUCAACAUGAACUUCACCGUGAUCCAACUUUGCAGUCAUAUAUACGGGAGGUCUAUGAUAAUGAGUAUGGUCUUUUCGUCUUCUGCGCUCUUGAAGCCCAAAUUCGAUAUUUAGCCUCACUUGACUCAUUUGAGGUGGAUAUGUCGUAUAAACGGGUUAAAGGCGACGUCAUCGAAGUAAUAUUCGCAACCCUUAUACAGGAGCAUGGCAAGAAUCAAGAGUCACCAAAUGCUUAUGAGUUUAUCUUUAGCCGAGUAUUCUACUUGAUCCAGAAGAUUACGAACGAAUCAGUCUCGGGCAGCACCUCCAGAGAAUAG
This is a messenger RNA of Penicillium argentinense, 645 nucleotides long. RefSeq lists its product as uncharacterized. Bases 1 to 645 code for a protein of 214 amino acids. The record is from RefSeq and is a predicted model, not a curated record. Lineage: Eukaryota; Fungi; Ascomycota; Eurotiomycetes; Eurotiales; Aspergillaceae. The transcript has 6 exons.